UAUGUAAGAGAAACACGAAGUGAAAUUAUGGCUCAGUUAGAAACUAAUUAUAUUUCGGAAACGGCAAAUUUCACAGAUAGACAAAAGACAAAAUGGUUAUUAGUAUCUGCGCCGAUGCCAGUAUUUUUUAUAUGCAUAGUUUAUCUUUAUAUCGUCUACAUUGCUGGUCCGCAAUUCAUGAAAAACAGACAACCGUACUCGUUGAAAACGUUUAUGCAGUGUUACAAUGUUGUUCAAAUUAUUUCAAAUGCUUGGAUAGCGUUUAAUUUCAUGACAUAUGGUAGACCAUUUACUGCUGUAUGGAGAUUUUGCGAGUCACUCGAUGAACUUUGCGGCAAUUACAGUGAAAAGGUACUUGAAACAAUGUGGUGGGCACUAAUGCUUAAAGUGUACGAUCUCGUUGAAACUGUAGUGUUUGUUUUGAGGAAGAAAGAUCGCCAGAUCUCAUUUUUACACAUAUACCAUCAUGUUAGCACAUUUAUCUACGUUUGGUUGAUGCUUAGUUACUUCAGUCAUAGUUUUAACAUAGUUACGAUGUCGCUCAAUUGUUCUGUACAUGUUGUAAUGUAUUCCUAUUAUUUUCUGAGCACUUUUGGAUCGAACAUGCAACGAACACUUCUUCUAGUCAAGAAAUCUAUUACCACUUUACAAAUGACACAUAUUGCGUUCAUAAUGGUAUUUAGUAUGCAAGGAUUUAUACCCAGUUGCGGUGCCAAGAUGGUGAAAUACUACUCUGCAAUAACAUCUAUCAAUUGCAUGAUAAACUUGUUAUUCUUUUACAAUUACUUUUAUCAUUCUUAUAGGAAACCGAAAGCAGCUUAAUUUCGAAAGUACAAUUUUGUCGA
Trachymyrmex septentrionalis is the source of this 845-nucleotide messenger RNA. Its product is annotated as elongation of very long chain fatty acids protein 1-like. Bases 28 to 822 code for a protein of 264 amino acids. Gene Ontology annotation, biological process: very long-chain fatty acid biosynthetic process; sphingolipid biosynthetic process; fatty acid elongation, monounsaturated fatty acid. Gene Ontology annotation, cellular component: endoplasmic reticulum membrane. The transcript is spliced from 4 exons. Lineage: Eukaryota; Metazoa; Arthropoda; Insecta; Hymenoptera; Formicidae. Gene Ontology annotation, molecular function: fatty acid elongase activity. The record is from RefSeq and is a predicted model, not a curated record.